AUGAAGCGCAACUUGGCUUUGCUCCUGUCCGUGCUGGUGCUGUUGAUGGCAGGCGGCUGCACGAACGCUCAAGGACCUCCACCACCUAGCGGCGGCGCUGGGGCUGGUGCAGGAGCUGGGAUGAGCAUCGGUGCUGGCCUAGGUGGCGGUGCAGGUGGCGGAGGUGACAGCGGAGCUACCGGUGGUGCAUCGUUCGGCGCAGGAUUCAGCGUUGGCGCCGGCGGUGGCGGUGGCGGACAAGGCGGCGCUGGUGCGGGCAGGCGCUAA
Rhagoletis pomonella (apple maggot) is the source of this 267-nucleotide messenger RNA. RefSeq names its product glycine-rich protein 5-like. The transcript is spliced from 2 exons. NCBI's taxonomy places the organism in Eukaryota, Metazoa, Arthropoda, Insecta, Diptera, Tephritidae. Bases 1 to 267 code for a protein of 88 amino acids. The record is from RefSeq and is a predicted model, not a curated record.